AACACCUUCCCAUAAAUCCCCAUAACCACCUCUCCCUCUCAUUCCUCAUCAAGUUUCCACCUUCAGAUUCUUCCCAUCUCAUCACUAAUCACAGUGAUUACACAUACUAAUCCAAACACAAAAACUUACCCUUCUCACAAAUCUGUCUCCCGUUUCAUGAUAACUUCGUUCCUAUAUCUCAUGUGCUGCUACUGACAAAUGGAGAACUGCAAUAUACAUUGGGAGCAAAAGAGUCUUGUAAAUGAGCUAGCACAAGGGAGGGAUCUGGCUAGGCAGCUACAGAUCCAUCUCAACGUUCCAUCUUCUUAUGGAACCCGGGAAUUGCUGGUUCAAAAGAUCAUACUUUCGUACGAAAAAGCGCUUUCCAUGCUGAACUCUAGCAGCUCAGCCUCAGGAGGUGAGCAACAACAGCCCACAGGUCAUGUUGCAAUUCGAAUGGUUGAGUCUCCGCCGCAUUCGCUAAAUGAAAGUCCCCGGAGUGAAGACUCCGACCGCGAAUUCAAGGACCAUGACAACAAAGAUUCCUCUAGGAAGAGGAAAAAUCUCCCACGGUGGACACAACAAAUAAGAGUUACAUCUGGUAUGGGGCUUGAGGGGCCUCUUGAUGAUGGAUUUAGUUGGAGGAAGUACGGCCAGAAGGACAUACUUGGAGCCAAAUAUCCAAGAGGCUACUACCGCUGCACUCACCGAAACGUCCAAAGCUGCUUGGCCACAAAGCAAGUCCAACGUUCCGAUGAAGACCCGACGAUCUUUGAAAUUACUUACAGAGGAAAGCACACAUGUACACAAGCCUCCACCGGCACAAGUACUCCUCCUUCCCCGUCACCGUUGCAGCCCGAAAGGACGGAACGGCAGAAUAACCUAGUGGAUCCUCAACAAAACCAGCAACAAUCACAACAACACACGCUCUUAAACCUCCCGGAAGGCCUCAGAGUCAUUACUGAAGGAUUAGACACUCGUGAGGAACUGUUCCCCUCCUUCAACAGUCCCUCACCAUUGAACAACAGUUAUGUGGGAAGUUUUUCUUCUCCAUUUGCGGGACCUACAACUUCAGGAACAAACUAUUUCUCAAUGUCUCAGCGGGAUUUUGGAGUUGACCAAAAUUUUCAGAGUGGAGAGAUAAUCUCAGCUCCAACUUCAGCUACCAACUCUCCAAGUGUUGGUUUAGAUAUCCCAUUUGGUCAGGCUGAUCAGUUGUUUCCCAACUUCUCAUUUGACGGUCCAGGAUUCUUUUCCUAAUUUCACAGGCUCCCACAACACAGAAGGUGGGGGAAAUUGAUUAGCAUACAAAAUUUUAAUUAAGCAUUCUGAAUUUUAGGUAUAUUUGUGUGUAGCAUCUGUGAGAAAGUGUAGAAUAAUCGGUCAUGUAACAUCUGUUAUAGUAGUCUGAUAUAUGUUCCAUAAACAAAAAAUAAACUGAUAUGUAGUUUCUUCCCAAUUUUUAUUCAGAAAAAUAAACUGAAUAAUGUGUUUUAAUGAUUUUUUUCUAUUACCUUUUUUUGGGUAAGGGCCAACCACAAUUGUGUUUUACCAUAUAUUGGGUUGAAUAAGGCCCAAUAGUAGCUAGGUCAGGCCAGUAUUUCUUUUUUCUUUUUGUAUUUGAGGGAUAUUUUAGUCUAAGUGAACUGGAGGAACAUGCAAACUCGGAUGUAGAAGGGUGAAUAGCGAACGAAUUGUUCUAAUAAA
Malus domestica (apple) is the source of this 1686-nucleotide messenger RNA. RefSeq names its product probable WRKY transcription factor 53. Gene Ontology annotation, cellular component: nucleus. Gene Ontology annotation, biological process: regulation of DNA-templated transcription. The record is from RefSeq and is a predicted model, not a curated record. Lineage: Eukaryota; Viridiplantae; Streptophyta; Magnoliopsida; Rosales; Rosaceae. Gene Ontology annotation, molecular function: transcription cis-regulatory region binding; DNA-binding transcription factor activity.